Alternaria burnsii is the source of this 1725-nucleotide messenger RNA. Its product is annotated as pyruvate decarboxylase. Gene Ontology annotation, molecular function: magnesium ion binding; carboxy-lyase activity; thiamine pyrophosphate binding. NCBI's taxonomy places the organism in Eukaryota, Fungi, Ascomycota, Dothideomycetes, Pleosporales, Pleosporaceae. The coding region runs from base 1 to 1725 and encodes 574 amino acids. The transcript has a single exon. The record is from RefSeq and is a predicted model, not a curated record.
AUGUCAGCUACUCUCACUAUCGCAGAGUACCUCUUCAGUCGAUUGAGCCAGUUGGGAGUUGACUCGGUUCACGGCGUCCCCGGCGACUACAACCUCCCACUCCUAGACUAUAUCAAGCCUACAGGGCUUCGUUGGGUCGGAAACACCAAUGAACUAAACAGUGGAUAUGCCGCUGACGGUUAUGCGCGUGUCAAAGGAAUCGGAGUACUUAUCACGACAUUUGGUGUAGGCGAGCUGUCAGCUAUAAAUGCCGUCGCAGGAGCCUACGUCGAACGUAGCGCAGUGGUACACAUCGUAGGAUGCCCAGCCAGAUCUGCGCAGAAGUCACGAGCUCAGCUUCAUCACACCUUCAACGAUGGAGACUUCGACCGAUUUGCAGCCAUGCAUAGUUACGCAACCAUUGCUCAUACAAAGCUUUGGGACAUACGCACUGCUGGAGAAGAUAUCGAUCAAAUUCUUCGCAAGUGUGUCACACUCCAAAGACCUGUGCACCUUCAGAUCCCUGUCGACAUGGGUACACUUGAGAUUGCUAGUCAAAGGUUGCAAGUGGACAUUCUCGCCGAGACUCCGGAACCUACAACUCGGGCUGAGGACGCUGUUAGCACUAUCCUCGACAAACUGUAUUCGGCGAAGCGCCCUAUCAUCCUGGUAGAUGGCGAGCUACGGAACCCGAAAAUCAUUCAGGGGGCUAAUCAGAUCGUCACCUCAACAGGCUGGCCAACUUGGGUAACCUGUUUCUCCAAGGGUCUGAUUGAUGAAACACUCUCAAAUGUACACGGAAUCUACCAGGGUGACUUUGCCCCUGAAGCAUCACAGAAAGUCUUCAAGGAAUCUGAUCUGGUCAUUUGCAUUGGGCCUCAUUUGAGCUCGGCCAACACCUUUAUGUUCUCCGCUGUUCCCAAAUCAGAAAGUGCGAUCUUUAUCAACGAUAACGAUGUCAAGAUCUUUGGGAACAUUGUCGAAGACGCACCCGGUCAGUACGUCAUCGCUCGCUUGGCUGAAAGAAUCAACAAAGAUAGAGCCCGUUCCGUAUACCAGCAAUACCCCGAUAUACACAAAGAGAGCACGAUUCCGUUUUCAUCUUUAUCCAAGAGCCAUCCUGUUACACAGGAUAGGAUAUGGCGUGUAUUGGGUAACAUGUUCCGCAAAGGAGACAUCAUCCUGGGUGAUGUCGGCACAGCAGGCUAUGGGCUUCGUGACGUCCCAUUGCCACCCUCUUCAAGGUUGUUACUCCCGGUUACCUGGCACUCUAUCGGCGGUCAGCUCCCAACCUCGCAAGGUGUGGCCUUAGCCCAAAAAGAUCUCGCAGCGUCUGCAAAAAGGCAGGCUCUUGGCCGCACGAUUUUGAUGAUCGGUGAUGGGAGCUUCCAGGUAACCGUUCAGGAGCUAGCCACGAUCAUCCGUCAGAAUCUGGAUGUACUCGUAUUCUUGAUCAACAACGACGGCUACACGAUCGAGCGUGCUAUUCAUGGCUUGUCGGAGGAAUACAAUGAUAUCGGUCGCUGGAACUAUCUCCUGGCACCUGAGUUCUUUGGAGCAAGGAAAGACAAUUUUAAGACGGCCACGAUAAGAACCUGGGGUGAACUAGAAGAUGUUCUCCACAAUCAGCAAGUCGUUGAUGGGAAGGGACUACGCAUAGUUGAGGUACUAAUGGCACGGGAUGAUGUUCCAAUCGGGCCGAUGUCGAUGUGGUUGGAAAAGGAGAAGAAAAGACACGUGGAAUAA